Molecule: messenger RNA, 2407 nt
Organism: Wyeomyia smithii (pitcher-plant mosquito)
Lineage: Eukaryota; Metazoa; Arthropoda; Insecta; Diptera; Culicidae
Product: ATP-dependent DNA helicase Q1-like
Exons: 3
Coding region: 147-2321 (724 amino acids)
Biological process (GO): double-strand break repair via homologous recombination
Cellular component (GO): chromosome; cytoplasm
Molecular function (GO): four-way junction helicase activity; nucleic acid binding; 3'-5' DNA helicase activity
Source: RefSeq, a predicted model, not a curated record
GUGCAAAGGGCACAUUUUUAAACUUCUAUCAACGUGAACCAAAAAAGACUAGACAGUUAUUAUAGUUAUCAUCCGAUUAUCUUUAAUAUACAUGCUAAUACAAUAAAAAGUGUUUCGUUGCAUGCAUAGUGAAAAAAAUCAAAACAAUGUGUGAUCCAGAUAUGGAGCUUCCAGCGGAAAUUGAUUUAGACACUAAAAUACAAGCCGUGAAACGGGAACUGAAGGAAAUUGACCAAGAAAUAAUCCAUUUAACUAGUCGUCGGAAGCGGUUAGAGGAGUUGCAAGAACGCUUGCAAGUUUACAAAUUACAGGAAAACUCAAAUGCUCUUGUUGAGCAAAAAUGGGAUGCAGAGACCUUUUCUUGGUCUGCCAAAGUUCGAACAACACUGAAGGAUGUUUUCCACAUAGAAAAGUUUAGGGCUCAACAGUUGGCGGCUAUAAAUGCAGUUCUGUCAAAAAAUGAUGUGCUGCUCUUGGCUCCUACUGGCGGAGGCAAAAGUCUCUGUUACCAGCUUCCGGCAAUGGUCACAAGUGGUAUUACGGUAGUUAUUUCACCACUGAUAUCGUUAAUGGAAGAUCAAGCUUGGGCACUGAAAAAUAUUGGUGUUAAAGCAGAAUACAUAUGCUCUACCUCAGACAAGGAUUUAGUAAAAAGUAUUUAUAAAAUGCUUCGUGAAGGUGAUGAAAGUGGGAUACGGAUUCUAUAUGUUACGCCCGAACGAAUAGCCAAGAGUAAUCGUUUUAUGCUGGCACUUCAGAAAUGUUACAACAACAAAAAAUUAGCUCUAAUUGCUAUCGAUGAAGUCCAUUGCUGCUCACAGUGGGGUCAUAAUUAUAGGCCUGACUACAAAAAUCUAGGUGUAAUCAAAACUAUGUUUCCGGAUAUACCCUUACUAGGGGUAACAGCUACGGCCACUACAAAAGUUAUAGGGGACAUAAGGAAAAUGUUGAAUCUCCGCGAAUGUCUUAUACUGAACGCUCCUUUCAAUCGACCUAAUCUGUAUUAUCAUGUGUUGGAAAAGCCGGCGGAUAAGGAAGAACUAAAUGAUUUUCUUGCUGAAUUAAUUAAAACCAGAUACCGUAACAUGAGUGGUAUAAUUUACACCUACUCUGUUAAGGAUACUGAGGAGUUAUCUGUACAGCUUAUGCAGCGAGAAAUAAAAGUUUUGCCUUACCACGCCAGUUUGGUUGCAAAGGAUCGGACUAGAACCCACAAAAAGUGGAUGCACAAUGAAAUCCAAGUGAUUGUGGCUACAAAUGCUUUUGGAAUGGGAAUUGAUAAACCGGAUGUGCGAUUUGUUAUUCAUCAUACUUUGUGCAAAAGCAUGGAGAGUUUUUACCAGGAAAGUGGUCGUGCCGGUAGAGAUGGCAAGCGUUCGGACUGUAUUCUGCUAUACAGGUUUCAAGAUAUAUUUCGGCUUUCGACGGUAAUUUUCAGUGAAUACGAAGGUUUAGAUAAUGUGUACUCAAUGGUGAAGUACUGUAUCAACGGAAAAGACUGCCGCCGCAAACUAAUUUCGAAAUUCUUUGCUGAAGUAUGGGAUGAUACAAACUGCGAUCGGAUGUGUGAUCGAUGCUAUUAUCGGGACAAAAUCCAACUUCCUGAGCAAGAUAUAACUACGCACUACAACACAUUGCUGGCGAUUCUCCGACGAGCAGAAACAUUAAAUACGAAGCUUACAGCAUUGAAAAUAAUGGACGCAUGGUACCACAAAGGAAGCCCUAAAAAUCGUUUAGAAGAACCUCCUCCGUUAAUGGAUAGGUACAUCGGUGAACAAAUAGUAGCUUUUUUGAUUGUUAAUGGAUAUCUCAAAGAAGAUUUCCAGUAUAAUCAAUACUCGGCAAUAAGCUAUAUUACGAAAGGAUCCAAUUUGGUGCUGGAGAAAGGAAUUCGGUUUCAACCAGCAAGAGUACUUCGAAUUCCUGCUGAAUCUAUCGUAGAUACAACCAAUGUUUCAAGAGCCCGUUUACCGAGUGAAGACUUAGAAAUAAUAUCAGUACCGUCAAGUACUACGCUAGAAAACUCCAGUAGUAGAAAUUCUCUUACAAAACGAAAGGUUUCGUCUGACAUUGAAGAGAAUGAUGGAUAUGAAAGUUUUUCUGCAAGAAGUUCGACUAGUAUGAGUAGUUUCAACAGUACUGCAAUAAGCAAUGGAAGUAAAAGGAAAAAACGUCGCAAAGCGGAUUCUUCGAAUCGUUCACAACUAAGCGAACAAGUAGUCGAAGAAAAUACUAUGCAAAUAACAAGCACAAAUGUUGACGAAGAUGAAGACGUUCUUUUUGUACCGCUUGAAAAUGAGGUUAUCGAGAUUGACGAAUAGUAUAGUAUGAAUCAUGUUUAAAUUUGUCAUAACACGAACCAAUUUUUUAAGAGCGUAAUUAAUUUAAACUCGAAAAAACUCGAAUU